UGUCAACACUGUGGUCGCCUGUCUUACCUGUUCACGUUCCUGCCCGCCCCGUUCGCUCCUGGGCUGCUGACUUCCUGCUUGUUUUCUGUUCAGCGACGGGGAAUGUGUUCGGACCGUUCGUGUGUAUACAGUCUCUUCUCCGUUGACAGGGUCGCGAUGCGUCCUUCUACUUAAUUGGAAGCAAUGCCCUCGGCGUUAUGACACCAGCAGAACUGGGAACCCGCACUUGAGGGAAAAAGUGUCCCGAAAAUUAUGACAAACGCCUUAAAUUCCUCAAAAAACAACCACAAUGGAUUAUCAACGUAAAAGGAAGCUGUCAUUCAUCACUAUUGCUCUUCUUUUUCUUCUAAGCGGCGUGGAAUACGCUGUGAUAUUGCCCACAAUAUGGAAAUACCUCCAGACGCUAGAUGCCCCGCCGUACUUCCUGGGUUUGACCCUAUCAGCUUUCAGCUUCAGUGGUCUCCUCACAGGACCACUUUUUGGCCACUGGUCUGACAGGACACGGACCACGAAGAAGAUCAUCUUGUUUGCAAAUUUGUUUGAAAUAGUGGGUAACUUCAUGUACUUCUUGGGCUUCUCCAAAUGGCUUCUACUGUCCAGUAGACUGGUGGCAGGUGUUGGCACAGGAGCAGGUUCUUCCAUAUUUGGCUUCCUGACCAGAAGCUCAGCGCCAGAGGAUCGGGCCACUAUAUUUGCUGCAGUCAUGGCGUGUCGUCAAGCCGGCCUUCUGAUUGGUCCAGCAUUUAACAUCUUCCUGAGACUAUGUGACUUCCAACUGGGUCCCUUUGUGGUCAAUAAGUAUACGUCACCCGGGUUGUUCAUGUGUUUUUGUUGGAUUCUGCUCCAACUGGUAGUUCUCUUCAUGUACUGGGACCUCCCACCUUUGGAUAAAGGGAAAGAAAAAAGAAGAGCGACCGGAAGCACUGUCGCUGAUAAUGAGGAAGUUCUUGCAGACGACGAGGAAGAGGAUGAUGAAGAGGGAAAGCCGCUGAUGAAGUCCCAGGAGCUGGUGGGCUCCUAUGGGUCGGUUGCGUCCAAAAACCUUCACCAAAACCACACAGAACCGUCUGCAGAAGCUCAUCCAAAUCACAUCUCUUCCCAUUCUUCCUCUGAGAUUCUACAAUCUGAAAGCACUUUAAACCCCUUUAAGAAUUUCAGUUUGUCUCGAGAGUUUCUGCGGGAGGAAGUUGUUGUGCUUCUGGCUGCUCAGUUCAUCACUCUCUUCAAUCAAACUGCCCUGGAGACGAUGGUGACCCCGCUGACCCAGAAGUACUUCAGCUACGGUGAGCUGGAGAAUAGCGUGAUGUACUGCCUGUGCGGGGUCGAAGUGAUCGCUGGCUUCCUGUUUGUCCAAUGGCUGAGCGUGCGUGUCGCCGAGCGAGCGAUUCUAGCCAUCGGCCUGGCCAUCUGCAACAUUUCUGGUGUUUGGUGCAUCAUCUUUCUGGCUAAACCAGUUGGUGGCUAUGAAUGGCAGCUCUCUGAGUUCAUCAUUGGAGUGUUUCUGCAGGUUUUGGGGUUGCCCUUCGUUGCCGUUGCCCAGGUUUCUCUUUUCUCCAAAGUCACUGCUGAGAAAACACAAGGUUUCAGUCAAGGAGUGCGACGCUCAGUGGCGGGUCUCGCCACAAUUUUAGGUCCCCUGUGGGCUGGCGGGUUGACUGACAACUUGUAUAUCAUGUUGGGUGUGAUGAUGGCGCUGCUAGCCUUGCUUACGAUCAUGCUCGUCGUAUCAUACAACCGGCUGGUUGAACCUUCAAAGGAGCAGCAGGAUGAAAACACAACCGAAAACUGCGCUUGACCAGUAUUUUAUAAUGGAGACACACCAAAGAAGACAGACGCUUCUCAUCCCGACUUCCUGACUUGUGACCUGGUGACAUCACACAACAGAACACUGUUUAUGUUGCACUCUAAGAACCUUUUUCACUGAUAGCAUUAAUGUAUAUUUCCUAUGGAAAUAUGGACCUGUAGUGACAUCACAUCUGUCCAGUUGUUGGAUGAAAAAUAAUUCAGUUUUUCCAUCGGCACGUGAAACUAAAACCAAGCGAUGCUAUUGGCAACUUGAAGCUUGUAACUGACCGUGAAGCCAGUUUUGAACGUCUCAGUCAUGUUAAAUGUAAAAGGGCAACAUUGUUUGAUCUCCUUUAAUAGUCAAAAGUUCAAUCCACACACAUCCUUACAAUGAUGGCAUUUAUUCAAGUUUAGUUUUUUUGUUACUGGCCUUUAAAAGAAGAAUUGAAUCCUCUUUUUAUUACGGGCAUUUUACUGUGUGUAAAGCAAAUAUUUUAUUAGCGACCUGUCGACACAUUCAGAAGAGGGACUCUAAUGUGGUGCUAGUUAACACUUACACUUGAUGUGUCAUAUUCUCGUCAACGCUUUUUUUUUUCUCAUAACCACUAAAUGCACCGAGUAUAAGCAAAAUUUCUAGUGGGGAGUAUUCUAAAAUAAAAUAGCUUCCGAUAAAUAGUGACACUUGCGGCUGUAGUACACGUAUAAUCCUGUAGUGGGCACUCUUAUCCUUCUUUUCCAUCCCGGAAAUUCCUCAACCGUUGUCCAAAUGAUUCGUCUUACUUAAAAACACUUUUAUACAUUUAUGUGUAUGUUAUUGUUUGCCGUCUCAUUUCUGAUUGAUGUUUUAUAAUUUACCACUUAUAAAAUCGAAUUACAACAAACAUAUGAAAUCAAUUCAUCUUCCUGUUAUUUAUUCAUAAGUACAGUAUAUUUAUGGAAGCAGUUAUGAUGUGGGCUAUUUUUUAUAUGCAUAUGUUUAAGAUGAUGAUAAUUAUCAUUUUGGAGCCAAGUUUCUGUUCAUGUCAAUAUUUGAAUAAAAGAUUUUAAAAAAAUAACGUAAAAGAAAUGUCAUGUUCAGUUUAGUACUUAAUUUUAUUUGACUAAGAGUUUCAAGUCUCAUGUGCUGU
Messenger RNA from Synchiropus splendidus (mandarinfish), 2912 nucleotides. It is a transcript of the gene mfsd8l1, whose product is annotated as major facilitator superfamily domain containing 8-like 1. The record is from RefSeq and is a predicted model, not a curated record. The transcript has 12 exons. Gene Ontology annotation, molecular function: transmembrane transporter activity. Bases 290 to 1795 code for a protein of 501 amino acids. Gene Ontology annotation, biological process: transmembrane transport. NCBI's taxonomy places the organism in Eukaryota, Metazoa, Chordata, Actinopteri, Syngnathiformes, Callionymidae.